Papilio machaon (common yellow swallowtail) is the source of this 1605-nucleotide messenger RNA. Its product is annotated as F-box only protein 25. The record is from RefSeq and is a predicted model, not a curated record. NCBI's taxonomy places the organism in Eukaryota, Metazoa, Arthropoda, Insecta, Lepidoptera, Papilionidae. Bases 127 to 1203 code for a protein of 358 amino acids. Gene Ontology annotation, cellular component: nucleus; cytoplasm; SCF ubiquitin ligase complex. Gene Ontology annotation, molecular function: protein binding. The transcript has 9 exons. Gene Ontology annotation, biological process: protein ubiquitination.
GUACCGUGCAGUCGACUGUCUUCGAAUAGGAAUUGGAAUUGCCGUCAAUUCCUGUUUCGCGUUGUUGGUGGUUGCUUGCGCCUCGACAUAGUGCAUACGAACUUUGUUUUUGUGUUAGAAAAUAAUAUGCCUUUUAUUUCCAAAGACUGGCGAUCGCCAGGUGAAGAGUGGGUGAAAACUGAAGAAGGAUGGGAGAAGAAAAAAGUGCUAGAAUGCACAGCACCGAGAUAUGCCGCUAUAUCUAACUUUAAUAAAAUGGAAGAGAAGCAACAGAAAUGGAUGCAAGAAGGAGAGGAAGGUGAUAAGAGCACAUCAGACACUGUAGCGCGAAUACCUCCGCAUUGUCACAUCACUAUCAAAUGCACCAGAGAGAUCGCGGGCUUCAACGGUCUUUCGGAGGCGGUGCGACGGCUGGAUUUCUCAUCAGCGGUACGUGACGUGCGUCGCUUCAAUUACAUCUGUGCAUUACUCGAGCUGCUGCUGGGCGGACAGAGACUGACUCACUUGCCCGGUGCAGCGCAGAAACUGUUGCUCUCCAUGCUGGAGCAACUUGCUGACCAUGUGGCGACUUCAAAGCACAAUCCGGAGGCGCUGCGAGCGUUGGCUGCGGCGCUGGGCGGAGCGCGCGAGGCAGAGCGCCGCGCCUGCUGGGGCCGGCCGCUCGGCUCACGCGCGCUCUGGCGGCACCACGACCGCGCCAUCGCACGCAUCACGCGCAUCGCGCAGGACAUACGCAUACCUGAGCCGGGGCCUGAGGUGAUGCCCAAGCUGCACGACCUGCCCGAGGAAUGCAUCCGAGAAAUUAUGUUGCGGAUAUCCGACCACAGGGACUUAGAUGCGGCGUCGUCGGCGUGGAGCGUGAUGGCCUCUCUGUGCUCGGAGCGGCGCGUGUGGCGCGAGCUCGUGCUGUUCCACUUCACACAGCAGCAGCUCAGCACCGUGCUCGCCAAGGACGAGACAGACGUCGACUGGAAGAAGACCUUCCACCAGCUCAGAAAACUGUACGGUCUGCGCGAGGAGGCGCAGUUCGCGGAGACGCUGUCGCUGUGCCGCCACUGCAAGUGCCUGUUCUGGCGCUCGCUCGGACAUCCUUGUAUCGCCGACCAGUGUCCGGAGUACCGCGAACGUUUGAAGGAAGCCGGCGGCCCCCUCCCGCCUCACCCCGUGCCGCCCGCAGCCUUCCUUAAGUUCUUCUCGCUCUAAAUGAUAAGCCAAAAUGGUCUUUGUGUCUAUUGCGGUACGUCAUAAACUCGAUUAAAUCAUCCGCUUGAAUUUACUGUUCCAGAUCGUCCAAAAUGAUAUACAUAAUGGAUUCAAGUUGGUAUUAUUGAGUUGAAAGAAAAAGUACAGGCAGCUAAAAAAUUCGCCGAAUUGUUAAAAAAGAUAUUUUGACAGAAAGUUGUUGUCUUUGGUUUUUGCGGCAUUAGCUAAGAGGCUUUUUGCCAUGACGAGAAAAUAUAGACAAUUGUCUUUGCGAUUUUACUAUUAUGUUUAAUAAUUUAAAUGUAAUUUUCUUUGUUCCUUUUUAUGAUAUGCGGAGCUAUAUAAAAAUCUCAUCACAAUGAGUGUCUUGUAUAAAGUGACUUAAAUGUUUUUGUAUCGUAA